Messenger RNA from Podarcis raffonei (Aeolian wall lizard), 2492 nucleotides. It is a transcript of the gene CD96, whose product is annotated as CD96 molecule. The record is from RefSeq and is a predicted model, not a curated record. NCBI's taxonomy places the organism in Eukaryota, Metazoa, Chordata, Lepidosauria, Squamata, Lacertidae. Gene Ontology annotation, biological process: inflammatory response; cell-matrix adhesion.
AACAUUUUAUCUUCUUUGAGAGACAUCUGAAUGUGUUGUUACUCUUUCUUUAAAAAUAAUUUUCCUUAGCAACGUGAGGUAAAGAUGGAGAGGAGAUGGCAAUUUCAGGUGCAUUAUUUGUUCAUCCUCACACACUUGAUCAAUGCCAAGUCUAACAUCAUCCUUCAGAACGGGAAAACUGUCUAUGGUUUGCGCGGCAGCAAUGUGACUCUAUCAUGUAGCAUCCCGAAGGAAAAGGAUAUCUAUGUAACACAAACGCAGUGGACAAAAAUUAAAGAUGGUCGGCCGAGAAAGAUAGCUGUGUACCACCCUACCUAUGGCACACGAUACCAUGAAAUGGCUUACAGCUACUCUGUAAGUUUCAGGAAGGAUGUCCACAAUUGCCUGGGUGGCCACACUGAUAUUACAGCCAGCAACAUAGAAUGUAGUCAAUGGAUUCUGCAGCUGAAGAACGUGAGUCUGGAAAUGUCUGGCUUGUAUGAGUGCAACUUUGCUACAUAUCCAACUGGAACAAGCCGCUCUGAAAUCAAUCUUGUUGUUAAGAACAGUGUGAAACCAGAAAUCUCUAUUGGCCUCCAAGCAAGUUUCACAAGAGAGGCUAAUAUUACUUGUGUGGUAAGGAAGGCAUUUCCUAAGCCUGACCUUCAGUGGUACAUGGGUGGAGAGAUACUGAAGGACAAAUCCAGAGGAAUAUCCAUACAAAAAGAAGAUGCAAAGUUUGAGGGAGGUUUUUAUGAGAGGAGAUCACUGUUGACAAUACGAAGUACAACUUGGCCAUCCAUUUAUCAACCUUUCAAAUGCAUGUCUGUGUAUCCUUUCCCUGGAAAUGACAUUUCAUCUGAAGAAAUAGUUCUCCCUUAUGAGUUUCAGACUACAUCUUUGCCACUCUCAGAAUCUGUUACUCAAGUUACUCAAGUCUCGGAUUCCCCCACACAAAGGCUUCAGACUACAACGAUGGAAGCUUCAAAAUCCAGUAGUCAGGUUACUCCAGUUUUGGAUUCCCUCACAAAAAGUACCGAGCCCGGGCUUUCGACUAAAAACCUGCAAGAUAACACCAUUACUAAGAUCUCCAGUUACUCUGCAGUGCCGCAAAGGAAUCUAUCCACCAGCAGAGAGCCGGAAGUAACCACACUGAUUACACUUGAUCUUUCAUCCACUGGGAAGGACUGGUUUAAUAAUACAGGUGAUCUUAACUCCACCAGAAGAGUGACUGAAGAAACCCCUCUGACUAGCCAUGAUAAUUCAUCCACAAUAAAGGACCAGUUUAAAAGCACAGGUACUGCAACUAGUCCAGGAAAGACUUCCUUCCCCUGGCCUGCAGUUGUAGCCGUUCUGCUUCUCUUAUGCACUUGCUUAUUCAUUUUGGGAGUCAGAAAAUGGUGUCAGUAUCAAAGAGAAAUUCUGAACAGACCGCCGUCUUUCAAGCCACCUCCUCCUCCAGUUAAAUACACCUCUAUUCAAGAAUUAGAGGGAAUGUGCUCAUCAUGCAAUGAAGAGGAAAAUGGGCCUGAAGCCUCCGGGAUAAUACGAGUCUUUAUCGUAUGACCCUCACAGGCAUACAGUGGCAGUGAGCCACAUGGAAAUUUAGACUGCUUAAACCUGCAUGGAUGCGAAAGCUGCAAUAUAGCAUAACUAUGUGGUCAGAAAAUAAUGCAAAUGUUGAGCAGCUUGUGGAGGAACCAUGAAGUGGUUGUGUUGCAGGAAGUCAAGUAUAAAUCAGAGCUAUGUGUACCAUCCAUAUCAUAUCCAUUCUACUUUGUCUGGAUUCAGUGCGUAGUAAAGGCAGCGUCUCUGAAAAGCGCUAACAUCAGAAUUUGAAUGAAAUAAUUGCCUGGUGAUUUCCAGAUCUCCUUAUCUCUAAGCUUGCCUUGUGAUUUUGAGAUGCCAUUAAGAAAAGGGGGAGGGAAACAAAUGAAGGUUGGGCAGAUACAUAUUUAUUCUUCCUUCUUGUUUGUCCCAUGAUUUGGAAAAUGCCAUAAUUAUCUCUGAGGCAUUUGGAAAUCAGAUUUUUAAUAUAGUUUUCGUGCAAUUUUAAAUUACCCUUGUAUUUUGAUUUUCCAAACACUGUCUUGUGUAUGUUUUUAAAGGCACUUUAGGAUAAUAAACGGCUAAAAAAUAAUGCUGUAGUAACCAUGUAGGACCAGAAGGUGGCUCUGUAGGCUUAAUUUUUGCAUAUAAAAUGUUUCCCAUAAUAUGGCCAUAACCCAGAAUAUAAACAGCUGCUAAAUCUGCUAAUAUGCAAUAUGUUUCAAAAUAAGUGAUUUGUGGAUAUAAACAGAGAUAAGGCUGAGUACUUGACAUUUUUCCUUUUUUUUCUUUUUCUUUUUUUAAUGUACGAAUUUAAACCAAAGAUGAACAAUAUCCAUACCAGAAUUUGCCUCUGAUUUUCUGUGAACAGUAGCUAGUAUUUUGUGAACUUCUUAUCUGAAAAGCUCUGAUAGUAGGAUGCAAAUAAAAUAUUUGCCAAAUGGUUUGCAAAUCUCGUGAUUGCU